Molecule: messenger RNA, 4230 nt
Organism: Arachis ipaensis
Lineage: Eukaryota; Viridiplantae; Streptophyta; Magnoliopsida; Fabales; Fabaceae
Source: RefSeq, a predicted model, not a curated record
UGCUUACGUCCACCUCACUUUCCUUUCUCUCUUGCACACAACUUUUUUAAGUGAUCUCGUUAACUCUCUGAAUCAGUCUUCAACCAAACACAACCCUUGGAUCUUCUGUGCACAUAGAAUUCAAUUCUUGAAGCUUCUAACAGAUGGCAUCCAAGUCCUCUUCUGGUUCAAUUCCACCACCACCAAGAGCAUGCACCUAUCACGUGUUCUUGAGUUUCAGGGGUGAAGAUGCUCGCGGACGAUUCACUAGCCAUCUCUAUGACGCCCUCAACAGAAAGGGAAUCACAACCUACAGAGAUGAUAACAAUCUUCGCAAGGGUAAUGUUAUUUCAGAUGAACUCCUCAAAGCAAUUGAAGAGUCUAUGUUUGCAAUCAUAGUUCUGUCACCAAACUACGCUUCAUCCACAUGGUGCUUGGAUGAGCUCUGCAAGAUCCUUGAUUGCAAGAACAAGCUGGGGCUACAAAUGGUGACAGUGUUCUACGGUGUGGAACCUUCUGUUGUGAGGCACCAAAUAGGAACCUUUCAGAAAGCUUUCAAGAAGCACAAAAAGAGACACGACCGUGAGAAGGUUCAAAGAUGGAGGGAAGCGUUAAAACAAGUUGCUGAUUAUUCUGGAUGGACCUCAGAAAAUCAAGAUGAGGCAGUACUUGUGGAAAAAAUUGCUCAACAUAUCCAUGAAAUAUUGAUUCCGAAGUUGCCCCCUUCAAUGAAGAAUCUUGUAGGAAUUGAUUCAAGAGUCGAAGGAGUGAUUAAUCUCAUAGGUCUUGGGUUGAAUGAUGUUCGCUAUAUGGUUAUAUGGGGAAUGGGAGGCAUAGGUAAAACGACUAUUGCUAGAGCUGUCUUUGAAACCAUUCGAAGUAGAUUUGAAGUUAGUUGCUUUCUUGCCGAUGUAAGGGAGCAUUGUGAGAAAAAAGAUACUGUCCACAUUCAAAAGCAGCUGCUUGAUCAAAUGAAUAUAAGUUCAUAUGCUGUUUAUAACAAGUAUGACGGGAGGAGAAUAAUUCAAAACUCUUUAUGUCUCAAAAAGGUACUUCUUGUUCUUGAUGAUGUAAAUCAUGAAAAACAAUUAGAAGAUUUGGCUGGGGAAAAAGAUUGGUUUGGUCCUGGAAGCAGAAUAAUAAUUACAACUAGAGACGUAGAGGUGCUAAAGGGACCAGAGGUGCAUGAAAUUUAUAAGGUUGAAGGGUUAGUGGAAAGUGAAGCCCUUAACCUCUUUUGUCUGAAAGCCUUUAAACAGCAGGAGCCUACAGAAGGGUUUUUGGAUUUGUCUAAAGAAGUGGUCAAGUACAGUGGUGGUCUUCCAUUGGCACUUAAAGUAUUGGGUUCCUAUCUUAAUGGUAGACCUACUAUUGCGGUUUGGUAUAGUGCUAUUGAAAGAAUAAAGAAGACUUCACAUUCUGAAAUUAUUGAUGUAUUGAAAAUAAGCUAUGAGGGUUUAGAAGAUACAGAAAAGGAUAUUUUUCUAGAUAUUGCUUGUUUCUUUAAAGGAAGGCAGAAACAUCAUGUAACAGAGAUGUUAAAAAGAUGUGGUUAUCAGGCUGAAAUCGGUCUUGAUAUUUUGAUUAAUAGAUCAUUGGUCACAUUAGAGGAGGUUAAGAUACUCGGGAUGGUUACUCUGGGGAUGCAUGAUCUGCUUGAAGAAAUGGGCAAACAAAUUGUAAUUCAAGAAUCUCCAAAUGAUGCUAGUAAGCGUAGCAGAUUGUGGUGUUAUGAGGAUGUUGAUUUUGUACUUACUCAAAAGAAGGAAAGUGAAGCAACUCAUAGCAUCGUAAGUAAGGUGUAUUAUUGCGAGACAGAAGAGGAAUGGAGAGAGUAUCGGGAGAUUAAAGAGAAUUGGAGAGAUUUAUCUUUCUCAAAUAUAUGCCAGCUAAAACUUCUCAUUUUAGAUGGCGUGAAUGCUCCCAUUCUCUGUGAUAUUCCUUGUACAUUAAAGGUUUUGCACUGGGAAGGUUGUCCAAUGGAAACUCUACCCUUUACAGAUCAAUGCUAUGAACUUGUUGAAAUUGAUUUAUCUCAUGGCAAAAUUGUAGAGUUAUGGGAUGGAAAGAAGGUUCUGAAAAAGUUAGAACACUUGAAUCUGUACUUCUGUGAGAAGCUGAAGCAAACGCCAGAUCUUUCUGGGGCUCCCAAUCUUAAAACACUUAAUCUUCAUGGAUGUAAGGAGCUGAAUUAUAUUAAUCCAUCUCUUGCACACCACAAGAGGCUUGUUGAAUUGAAUUUAGGUAGAUGUAGGAGUCUUGAAACACUUGGAGAUAAAUUGGAGAUAAGUUCACUCGAGAAACUAAAUCUAUAUGAGUGCCGUAGUUUGAGAAGACUGCCAGAAUUUGGGGAAUGCAUGAAACAGUUAUCGAUUCUUGAUCUGGAAAAAACAGGUAUAGAAGAGCUACCCCCAACGCUUGGAAAGUUGGCUGGCGUGUCUGAGUUGGACUUAACUGGGUGCCACAAGCUUACUAGUCUUCCCUUCCCACUUGGAUGUUUCGUUGGCCUAAAGAAGUUGAAGUUGAGUAGAUUCGUGGAGCUUAGUUGUGUUCCAUACACCACUCAUGGGUUAGAGUCCCUCGAGGCUUGGGAUUUUUCUAACAGCCCAAUUUUUGUUGGACUUUUGUGUUCUCUCUCUCGCCUGACCUCUUUGAGUAGCCUAAAAUUACAUGGAGAGUAUAGCAGAUCUAGAGAAGUGUCGACCCUUUACUAUGAUCUUGGCCACUUAACGUCGUUGACGGAUUUGGAUUUAGGGUACAGUGAUUUUUUAAGAGUUCCAAUAUGUAUCCAUGCACUUCCCAGACUUACACGUCUGGAUCUAUGUUAUUGCUAUAAUUUGGAGGUUUUGCCAGAGCUUCCAUCAAGUCUAAGAGAAUUACAGGUAAAGGGCUUUGAACCACUGGUUGCAUCCAAUGUAAAUGCUGCUAUAUCAAAAGCGUGUUGUGGCUUUGCAGAAUCAGCUAGCCAAGAUCGUGAAGACCUCUUGCAAAUGUGGAUCAGUGGGAAGGAAAUGCCAGCAUGGUUUAAGGAUCAGAAAAAAGAUAACGGAAUAUCAGUCUCAUUCCCCCAUAAUUGCCCUUCAACUGAAACCAUCGCACUUGCUCUCUGUUUCCUAUUACAAGGUGUCAUCAUGGACUUGCCGGAACAGCCAUCGGUUAUCUGCAAUGGUAAAGAAUUCAUCAACAAGAGUGUAUUUCAUGUGGUUUUGCCUCUCAAAUCUAAGUAUUUGUGCAUUGUCUGCGUGAAUGGUUACUAUUUUAGUAACAUGUUAUGCCAAGACAAUCGCUUCCAACUGCAAUUUCCCAGUGAUUAUCGUGGAAUCCGAGUACAAAGAUCUGGAGCACGUUGGGUGUGCAAGCAAGACAUUCAACAUUUCAAGCAGUUUGGCAUCUCGUAGAAGCUCUGACCCACCUGAACUCUUACCUUUCUUCCCUUUGCAUUCCCACAGCACUUGGUUCUCAUAGCUCAUGACACAGCUUUCUCAAUAUAUUACUUGUAUGAUUGCAAAAUUUAGAUCUCUUCAGCUAAAUGGUUCCCCAGAUUCGAAGCUUUUGACAGAGCUCAUUGCAUCCAUCCAACUGCCAUGUGAACCCCAGAAAGGAAUGUAAAUCUUGGGCACAAUUAGAACAAGCAAAGGGAAUAUAUAUAUAUUUGGGGAUGAUAUUGGUUGUUCUUUAGGGGGUGUCACAAAUGCAGACAGGUUCUUGUGCUUAUGACAUUCGGGCAUUUGUUUUUGAUGGAGAAUUAUAUCUACUGAAGCUCUCCUUUCACUUUUCAUGUUGCUUCAGUUAGCCCUCAAAAAUCAGCAUAGAGUGAGAUUGGCAAGCAUAAUGUGACAGAUUCAGAUUCAUUACAGAGUGAAGGAGAAAAUCUGCAGACCAUGUAGGAAAAAAAUUACCCCUGUUCAGUGCGGAUACAGAUUCACCCAGCAUUGCUGAAUAUCAAGAUUUGUUGGAAUAGAAAGUAGUACUUUCAUCUGUUGUAAAUGUCAACGAUGAAUGAAAGAAAGUGUGACACAUUACUUUCCAAUGCUUGAUAGGACUUCACCCUGGUCCACAUGAAUACACUUGUGCUAUGAGGACUUUUCCUCUGUAUUUGAUUAUGCACAUUGCACACAACAGAAACUCGUUUAGGUGGUGAUGGCAGGUGCAUAUGUAUGUUAAAUUCACAUUUUGUUUAACAGCUCAAACAGUUCCAUCUAUACACAUUCAUUGUGCUGGAAGCAACAAAGUGAGAUCUGUUCCUGUUUU